AUGGACAGAAUAGUCAGCAACAUAUUAGGUAGGCCUCUCGCCAUUCGCGACGACGACAUAGACACAGUGCUUCCGUCUGAUCUAUGCGACAAGAUCCUGCUUUCUGGUGUCGAGACACCUAUGGCCGAACAUCUGGUCGCAUGCCGCCGCGUUUCGAUCUUCGUUCAGAUCAUCAAGUAUCGCCUACUGUGCGGUGACAUUAUCGAGACUCUGCACAAUCAAGGUCGAAAGAAUCUUCCAGACGAUGAACUCCGCCACCGCAGAGAUCAAUUUGCAGCCGACCUCAAGACUUGGCGGUUGAACGUUGAAAGAGUCGUUCCUCCAAGCUCUGUGAUUGACAUGACGCCUUCGUCUUGCUUUACAUCACCUACUUGGUUCGAGAUGAUAUAUCAUAACGCUGUGCUAAUGCUUCAUCGGCCAUCCCCUAAACUGGACACAUCAAGAGACCCAGUUGCUGUACAAGCAAUCUUUACCUCCUCUCAGGCUUCCAUAUCCUCAUAUGCAAGUCUCCAUCGUAUGGGGAUCUUGAACCACAGCUGGCUUACACUACAAGCUUUAUUCAUGGCGGGAUUGUCAUAUGUGUACGCUGUAACGAUGCACUGCCAGGCCAAUCGUAGACAACUAGGCGGGCUGCUGAACAAAAAUCCGAGCACCAUGGAAGUGAUCAGUGACACACGUACGUGCUCAAAUAUCCUCGUAGCGGUUUCGGAGAGAUGGAAGUCGUUGCAACGCUGCGUCGACAUCUUUAAUAGAUUGAGCGAUGCUAUUCUGAUCGACGUUAUCAAAUUCAGCACAACCCCCAUCAACGCUACUCAUUUGCCGACCAACGAUUCGGGAAAUCGUGACGAACAGUACAGGGAGAGGUCCGAGUUGGCGGCAGAAACAAACUCAAACGAUUUGGUUCAGCACCCUCAAUGGAACCACGCAUCAUAUCUCCAGUCUAUGGGGACUGAUCGAGUGGUAUCUAGCCUAUCGCCAUUGGCUAUCGAGAAUGAGUUCAGAGGUUCAGCGUUCGAUCUGCAACAAAUGUAUGAUCAGCAGCAAGUCGAUAUGUCUGUGUAUCGAUUCUCUCAGGCUUGGUUCGACAGCUUCGACUUCUAUGGUGGUAUUGGGCCGCAGCUCAAUGACAUCACGAUGGGUACAAAUCUUUGA
Molecule: messenger RNA, 1152 nt
Organism: Alternaria arborescens
Lineage: Eukaryota; Fungi; Ascomycota; Dothideomycetes; Pleosporales; Pleosporaceae
Exons: 2
Coding region: 1-1152 (383 amino acids)
Biological process (GO): positive regulation of transcription by RNA polymerase II
Molecular function (GO): DNA-binding transcription factor activity, RNA polymerase II-specific; sequence-specific DNA binding
Source: RefSeq, a predicted model, not a curated record